CAAGAGCAAUCAGCCGCGGUCCACUCACAGCCAGGCCACUCGAGGGUAGCCGGCAAGAGGUACGACACCAUCACCAAGCUACCCGUCCAAAACCUGCCCUCGAAGCCUCGAUUUGUUGCCUUUGCGAUCAACGACAGGCUCGCCUGAACCGACAAGAUGGCUUCUCGGAUUCCCCAGUUCAACCAGCAGGUCCUUUACGACACCACCCCCUUGCCGGACUCGAUCCCCAAGGUCAAGGAGCUCGGUGCCAGUUCUGCCCCGCUUAUGUCGGCCGCCUACUUCAUCGGAGCCCGGUGCCGCGAUUACAACGAUGAUUUCAUGCAGUGCAAGAACGAGAACCCCGGAAAGGGCGAGUUUGAGUGUUUGAAGGAGGGCCGAAGGGUUACCCGAUGCGCCCGGAGCGUUAUCGCCGACAUCAACAAGUCAUGCCUGGAAGAGUUCCGCAAGCACUGGACAUGCCUUGAGGACAACAACCAGCAGCUUUGGCAAUGCCGUCCUGCCGAAUGGAAGCUGAACAAGUGUGUCUUUGAGAACUUGGGUCUCAAGAAGGAAAUCCCCGACCAGCCUCCCAACGUCACACCCGUGCACCUCAGGAAGCAGAUGAUCUAUGCGCAUUGGCCCAUCCCCCGUUCCGCCGAGGUUUUCGUUCCCCCAACACAGACUGGUGACAGCAACAAGGCACCAGCUGCCGCUUCGUCAUCGUCGUAAAGCCCGGAAAGAAUGCAUGGGGAAG
Messenger RNA from Neurospora tetraspora, 733 nucleotides. Its product is annotated as NADH-ubiquinone oxidoreductase 20.8 kDa subunit. The coding region runs from base 157 to 708 and encodes 183 amino acids. The record is from RefSeq and is a predicted model, not a curated record. The transcript is spliced from 4 exons. Gene Ontology annotation, biological process: mitochondrial electron transport, NADH to ubiquinone. Lineage: Eukaryota; Fungi; Ascomycota; Sordariomycetes; Sordariales; Sordariaceae.